GGCCGAACUUGAGGCUUCAAAACUGUGUUGCAAAUGUGAUUGUAAUGUAUUGUAAUUUUGUGAAUCAGGAUAACUCGCUUCUUGGAGAAACCGCAGGAAGGACUGACAUCAUCCCGACUGGCCAGCGUUGUGUUUUACUGCAUCCAGAGAGACACUCUGUCCGACCUGUCUGACUUCCUCAACCUGCAGCCUCAAGCAACAGACAGGUCCUUAGGACGAUUCUGGGAGUGGCUCAUCAACGAGAAGCGACUCGAUGUGUUUGGGAUGAAGCUUCCUACUGGCUUCCAGCUCAUUGGACAAGUGGGCCUGUCAGACUACACCAGGUGGCUCACCCACUACUCCACCAAGCAACAAGACACUCCGGCUAAACCAAUCACAUGCAGAUCGUUCGCCAGGGUUGGAUUAAUGGGGAACCCCUCAGACGGCUUCAACGGCAAAACCAUCGCCAUGUCCAUCUGUAACUUCUGGGCCGAGGUCACUCUGGUGGAGAGCCAGACUUUGGUUUUGGUUCCUCAUCCGCUCAACGACCCCACCGAGUUCGGAAGCUUGCAGGAUCUGUUCUGCAUCAGCAGGAAGGAAGGGUACCUGGGAGGUCUGAGGCUGCUGCAGGCCACCUGUAAGAAGUUCUACCAGUUCUGCUCCAAACAAGGCAUCGCUUUGACGAAGCAGAACUUCACACUGAAGUACGACACCAACAUUCCUCGUCAAGUGGGUCUCGCUGGAAGCAGCGCCAUCGUCUCAGCGACGCUGAAGUGUCUGAUGAAGUUCUACAACAUCACAGACGACGAUCUCCCAAAGUCGAUUCGAGCCAACUUCAUCCUCAACGUGGAGACCGAGGAGCUUUUCAUCACAGCUGGUCUUCAGGACCGAGUUGUUCAGGUCAGGAUCGUCUCUUCUACGUUCUCCUACAAUUCAAACACCUCCAGUAGAAAUCAAGCUGUUCCCUCUUUACUUCUGCAGGUCUAUGAAGGUUUAGUCUACAUGGACUUCAGCAAGAAGCUGAUGGAGGAGCAGGGCUACGGGAGCUAUGUUUCUAUGGACAUGAGUGGGCUGCCACCCUUCUGGCUGGCUUACCUGAGCGACCCCAGUGACUCCGGACGCAUCCACAGCAACAUCAGGCAGCGCUGGCUCGGUGGAGAACCUCUGAUAGUCGAGGCCAUGAAGACUUUUGCAGAGCUCACUGAUCAAGCCAGGACGGCUCUCCAGGACAAAGACUGGCACCGGCUGGCACAACUGAUGGACCAGAACUUUGAGCUGCGGAGGUCCGUCUACACGGACAAGUGUCUGGGUCCUGGGAACCUCAAGAUGGUUCAGCUGGCGAGGCAGUUUGGCUCGGCGGUGAAGUUGCCGGGCAGCGGGGGGGCCGUGGUGGGUCUGUGUCUGGACGAAGCCAGACUGCUCAAUGUACUGCAUCAUCUGAAAGAUACUCCACCGGAUACUUUGGUUAUCGCAGAUCUUUACGUAACUUUUCCAUCCUUAAAACCAAUAAAGUUCUCGUUUCAAUGAUCAGAGAACAAAAGUCAUUUUCUUGACAUGGAAGAAAAACAAAGCAGUUGGAAUGUGUUUCCACCUGUUUAAUGAACACGGAUGACUUGUCGUCUGUUGUUUCCUGGAACAUCUUUUGCAGAAUUUGAAGCGGAUAGAUGAGUUUAACCAGUUAAAUAAAAAUACCCCAUUACUUAGUUUAAGAUGACGUUUAGGAUUUUUGGUUUGACAGAAACAUAUUUCCUGACUGCAUUUAGGAAAAAACUAAAACAUUUUUAUCUUAUGAUAUGAAAUAAGCUGUAACAGGACCCAACUCAGGGAUUUCCCAACUCUUUGACAACCUUAAGAUUCAGAUAAAAAAGAUAAGAAUAUCCUUCAUACGUCCCACAGCGGAGACAUCCGCAAUAUUACAGAAAGAAAGUGGAGAGAGCAACAACAACAAGAGGCACCAGAAACAAACGACAAGUAAAAGAACAUAAGGAACAUAAAUGUAAUGAAUCUCAUGUUCUUAAGUAUAAUAACUAAGUAAACUUAAAUACUAUAUAAUCAGAUUAAAUAGUUGGGUUUACAUUAUGGUCUCAAGCCGUUACAAUGGCGCUCCAUAAUGUGUCAUUGGACCGGGUUACUACCUUCUUCUCUCAUUUAUUGUCUGUAUCAGUGAUUGACCGUCCCUGGUUGUUGAGGUCCGGUGUUCUGUGUUGGUCCACCAGGUGGAGAUGAGACAGGCCUUCCAGGAGGCCGGCUGUGUCUUCUGUGUCAUCACACCGUACGACCCCCGUCGGCG
This is a messenger RNA of Anarrhichthys ocellatus (wolf-eel), 2269 nucleotides long. RefSeq names its product glucuronokinase with putative uridyl pyrophosphorylase (gene gkup). The record is from RefSeq and is a predicted model, not a curated record. Bases 265 to 1506 code for a protein of 413 amino acids. Lineage: Eukaryota; Metazoa; Chordata; Actinopteri; Perciformes; Anarhichadidae. Gene Ontology annotation, molecular function: glucuronokinase activity; ATP binding. The transcript is spliced from 16 exons.